Messenger RNA from Staurois parvus, 381 nucleotides. Lineage: Eukaryota; Metazoa; Chordata; Amphibia; Anura; Ranidae. The record is from the annotation of a GenBank genome assembly.
GUGGUGUCCCUGGCCUUGGUGGUCCAAAAGGAGCUAAUGGUGACCCUGGUCGUCCAGGUGAACCUGGUCUCCCAGGUGCUAGAGGUCUUACUGGUCGCCCUGGUGAUGCUGGUCCUCAAGGAAAAGUUGGUCCAACUGGUGCUGCUGGUGAGGAUGGUCGUCCAGGACCUCCUGGCCCACAGGGUGCUCGUGGACAACCUGGUGUCAUGGGUUUCCCAGGACCUAAGGGUGCUAAUGGUCCUGCUGGAGAGAGAGGUGAACAAGGUGCUCCUGGUCCUUCUGGCUUCCAGGGUCUUCCUGGGCCUCCAGGUCCUCCCGGUGAGGGUGGCAAGCCAGGUGACCAGGGUGUUCCAGGAGAAGCUGGCGCUGCAGGUCUUGUAG